UCCUUUCUAAUGUACCCACACCCUAGUCUAUACAGAACUUAGUCCCACCACUGAGAGACAAUGAGGCUUCUGCUAUUGCUGCUGUCACUGACCAGCUGGGGCCCCCCAGGAAACCUUGGAGAGGGAAUCCCCCAGGAAACCAUCCCAUUGUCAGCCACAUCCCCUCAUUUUGAUGAAGAAGAAAAAUACUCAACCCACAUGCCCCAACAUCUGCGCUGUGAUGCCUGCCGGAUCAUUUCUUACCAGAUGUGGAAGCAUCUGACUGAAACAGAGACCAAGCUGCUGAGCCACAGGGCCAAGGGGGCUUCUCUGAGGGAGUCUGAGUACACCGAUGUCCUGGAAAAAUGCUGUUCUCAGAGCUGGAAGAAUUACGGGGUCCGGGAAGUAAACAAGGUGAAACGCUUUGUUGGCCCAGGACUGGCCAAUGUUGAGGGCAUCAGUGUGAUGAUCAGCGGAGGCCCAUGGCCAGGCAGGCUCUUCAAGAUGUGCCACAACUACCUGGGAGAGCUUGGGGAAGAUCAGCUGUACAGGGAACACAGGCAGGGGGGCCGGGAGGCCCUGGAGAGGCUGCUGUGCAGAGGGACCUGUCCGGAAGGGGCAACACCCGGCCAAGGGGACUUCCUCCGGGAGGAACUUUAGCCUUUUAUCACUCAGGAGAGAGGUCUUGUGCCCCCAGGACGUGCCAGAGGGGCUACUGGUCCAGCAGACCUCUGGGACAUAAUAGGACUUUCUGCCUUCCCUUCACAAAACCCACCGAAGCCUCAUUUCUGGGAGCUAACUCCAUCAUCAGCUCUGCUUGGAACAAAGACCUUCCUCAGUCCUACAAGGGGAAAGUCGGGGACAACAGUCUCACCUGGGGGGAUCAGGAAAGCCAGAAUUGGAUCUCAGACUUCUUUCCCCGUCUGUGAAUUAGAGAUCACACAUCUCCCCCUUGAAUCCUUUCCUUCCCCUUCCCCUUCAUCCUUCUCCCGUAUUCAUCCCCUGAUUCUUUCUCUUCCUCCUUCUCUUCUCCCCCUCUAGGGUCUCCUGGGUCCAGUCCCUGAUGGGGGAAGGGUAGACAGGAGAGGAUGUUUUUGGAUCUUGGAAUCAUCCUGUCCUAUUAUCAUCUAACCCACUAAACUUCAAUAAAAUAAAAUAUCCUUUCCCCA
Molecule: messenger RNA, 1148 nt
Organism: Sarcophilus harrisii (Tasmanian devil)
Lineage: Eukaryota; Metazoa; Chordata; Mammalia; Dasyuromorphia; Dasyuridae
Gene: MZB1
Product: marginal zone B and B1 cell specific protein
Exons: 4
Coding region: 61-639 (192 amino acids)
Biological process (GO): regulation of B cell proliferation
Cellular component (GO): endoplasmic reticulum chaperone complex; extracellular region
Source: RefSeq, a predicted model, not a curated record